AUGGGAAUCCAUGGCCUGGCCAAGCUUAUUGCUGACGUGGCUCCCGGCGCCAUCCGGGAGAAUGACAUCAAGUCUUACUUCGGCCGGAAGGUCGCUAUAGAUGCCUCCAUGAGCAUCUACCAGUUCCUGAUCGCCGUGCGGCAGGGAGCUGAAGUCCUUCAAAACGAGGAGGGCGAGACCACGAGCCACCUGAUGGGCAUGUUCUACCGGACCGUCCGCAUGGUGGAGAACGGCAUCAAGCCGGUUUACGUCUUUGAUGGCAAGCCCCCGCAGCUGAAAUCGGGGGAACUGGCAAAGCGGACUGAGCGCCGGGCUGAGGCCGAGAAACACCUGCAGGAGGCUCAGGAGGCCGGAGAGGAGAACAACAUUGAGAAGUACAGCAAGAGGCUGGUCAAGGUGACCCAGCAGCACACUGACGAGUGCAAGAAGUUACUAAUGCUGAUGGGCAUCCCCUACGUGGAGGCGCCGGGGGAGGCCGAAGCCAGCUGCGCUACCUUGGUGAAGGCUGGGAAGGUCUAUGCAGCUGCCACGGAAGAUAUGGACUGCCUGACCUUCGGCAGUCCCGUACUGAUGCGGCAUCUUACUGCCAGCGAGACGAAGAAGCUGCCCAUCCAGGAGUUUCACCUGAACCGUAUUCUGCAGGAUCUAGACCUGACCUGGGAACAGUUUGUGGAUCUGUGUAUCCUCCUGGGCUGCGACUACUGCGAGAGCAUCCGCGGCAUCGGGCCCAAGCGUGCCAUCGAGCUCAUCAAGGAGCACAAAACCAUCGAGAAGAUCAUUCAGCAGAUAGACACCAAGAAGUACCCUCUGCCUGAGAACUGGUUGCACAAAGAGGCCCAGAAGCUCUUUCUAGAGCCUGAUGUGGUCAACCCCGACGCUCUUGAGCUGAAGUGGACCGAGCCGAACGAAGAGCAGCUUGUCCAGUUCAUGUGCGGGGAGAAGCAGUUCAACGAAGAGCGGAUCCGCAACGGGGUCAAGAGGCUGAGCAAAAGCCGGCAGGGCAGCACGCAGGGCCGGCUGGACGACUUCUUCAAGGUGACGGGCUCCAUCACGUCGGCCAAGCGCAAAGAGCCGGAGGCCAAGGGGUCGGCAAAGAAGAAAGCCAAGACCAACAACGCUGCAGCUGCAAAGACCAAAAAGGGAAAGUAGCCAGCCUGGCUGACCACAGCCCCCUGCGAUUGCGUGGGUUUUAUGCUCAACCAGGAAUUUUAGGCUAAUAACAAACGGUUGUUUUUCUGUCCUGCAUGUUAGUGCUAGGAAGGAUGCUGCUAAAGCGCUUCCCAACAAGGCUAGGUUAGUGAAUCAGAUAAGCAUCUUCCUGCGCAGCAGUAGCAAUGUGUGAGGCUAGGAGAGAAGAGAGCUGAAACAACCACAGCGGGGAGGGGGUUGGAGGGGCGAGGAAGGGACCGGGGCGUUGCGUUCAGCAGUUCAACGGCGGUGUUCAUCGGUUUGAGACUUUUGAUGAGGAGGCCGCAGGGACCGGAGGCGAUACCUAAGCUGCAGAGUUAAAGGGAGGCGCUGAUCACAAACACCCUCUCUGAUUUAAGAAACAAAAAGUUGAACGGCUAGAGAGCGAACUGGGAACAAACGAUAGAGAGAUUUCUGCCUGAUUCAAUCCAUCCAAAAAGAGGUAGGUUCAAGCAGCGGAGGCUGAAGGAGAAGCUGGGGAGAUGCGAACAGAAGGCAAGCUGGAGUUGGGAAGGAGGCUUGAAAUAAUGAGGUAAAGGUCUCCAUUUAAUGAGGAUUGGGUAUAGGUUCUUCCUUCCCUUAUUGUAGUCACUUUUCGUUGUUUAAAACAAAAAAAAAAAAGUUGUAAUCCUGAUUCCAGCAAAGUUCUACCCUGCUCUUAGUGCAUGAACCAAGGACCAGCUGAGCUGAGACUGCAGCUCUCCAAGCCUGGAUUUUACUGCUAGGUUGUGUCUUAUGUUUAAAAAGAAAAAGGUCAAUAAACCUAGAAUGGAAGCCUGUUCGCUCCCCGAUUUCACGAGGCAUCCUUCCACGUUGUACACACAGAGACAGGUCCCGGACUAAGAAGAAAAAAAGAUAGUGCCUCUUCUUUUCUUAUUUUAUUCUGUAUUUUGCAUAGUCUCUUCCCCUUACUUGUCAAAGCAAUGUGCUGGGUUUUGUUUUCAGAAUAAAAUUUAUAC
Messenger RNA from Aptenodytes forsteri (emperor penguin), 2147 nucleotides. RefSeq names its product flap structure-specific endonuclease 1 (gene FEN1). Bases 1 to 1149 code for a protein of 382 amino acids. The record is from RefSeq and is a predicted model, not a curated record. Gene Ontology annotation, cellular component: nucleus. The transcript has a single exon. NCBI's taxonomy places the organism in Eukaryota, Metazoa, Chordata, Aves, Sphenisciformes, Spheniscidae. Gene Ontology annotation, molecular function: 5'-flap endonuclease activity; magnesium ion binding; RNA-DNA hybrid ribonuclease activity.